Beta vulgaris subsp. vulgaris (sugar beet) is the source of this 3453-nucleotide messenger RNA. RefSeq names its product protein argonaute 16. The record is from RefSeq and is a predicted model, not a curated record. The transcript is spliced from 23 exons. Bases 243 to 2927 code for a protein of 894 amino acids. NCBI's taxonomy places the organism in Eukaryota, Viridiplantae, Streptophyta, Magnoliopsida, Caryophyllales, Amaranthaceae. Gene Ontology annotation, biological process: regulatory ncRNA-mediated post-transcriptional gene silencing. Gene Ontology annotation, molecular function: protein binding; RNA binding. Gene Ontology annotation, cellular component: cytoplasm.
GAGACCCUUCCCUCCACUAUCCUCCUCAGUCCUCUCUUGAACUUUUGAACUUCCCCCAAAACAACCCAAAACGGGGGAGUACUACACUAGUACUAGUACUAUAUUACACGAAUAUUCACAUUACUCAUUAGUUUCACUCUUCACAUCUUCCAUUUUUAUUUCCAUUUCUUUUCUUCUUUCACCUCAUUUUUCUGCUCAAAACCCUAAGAAAAACCCUCGUCCUCGCGUAUUUUUUCUCCAGCAUGACACAGGGACAGUUUCUGGAACCAGAUCAAUUGCAACUUUCACCUCCUUCAGCUCUUCCCCCCUUGGUGAACUCUGAUGGGAUGGAAACUUUAGAGCACCAGAUCAUGUGCAGACCAGGUUUUGGGAGCAGUGGCCGUAGCAUAUCUGUGCUUGUGAACCAUUUGAAAGUUUCUAUUAAUUUGCCAGAUGAGACAUUUUAUCAGUAUACUGUAAAGAUAACCUCUGAAGAUGGCAGACUAAUUGAAAGCAAGUCGAUCCGGGUAAAGAUUAUUGAUAAGCUGUUCCAGACAAACUCGUUUGAACUAGAUGCAAAAAGAUUUGCAUUUGAUGGAAAAGAUAAUCUGUAUACUGUUGGUCCUCUUCCUCAGAAAAUUUCCUACUUUACUUUAACAUAUGAAGAGUCAAUUGGACUGAGUGCUGGCAAACCUGGUGAAUCGACAAAGAAAUCUAAACUUUCCUUUGCACUAAGCCUUUUCAAAGUGGAGCUCAACUAUUGUUGUGAAGUUCCUCUGCGACCAAUUGCUUUGAUUUCUGAAGGAAACAACAUAUGUGAAGGUCGGGAUGCAUUAAGGAUACUCAACACCAUUUUGAGGCAGCGGGCUGUCAAUAAGGGAUGCCUCUUGGUUAGACAGUCAUUCUUUCAGGAUGACUGCAGAAACUUUUUUGAGGUUGAUGGAGGUAUUAUCGGAUUGCGUGGAUUGGAUUCCAGUUUUCACAUGACAAGAGCAGGAUUGUCCCUAAAUUUAGAUGUUGCUAUGACACUAGUUCUGAAACCUGGACCUGUACUUGAUUUUUUACUGGCUAACCAAAAUGUGAAGGAGGCUCGCUAUAUCGACUGGGUAAAGGCUAAAAGAAUGUUGAAAAACUUGAGAAUUAAGACAAGCCAUACUAACAGAGUGUAUAAAAUUAUAGGCUUGAGUGAUAGGCCUUGCUACCAGCAAAGUUUUCCUCUCAAAGUAAAAAAGGACAAUGGUUCCAGUGAAGAGCAAUUCCAGGAGACUACUGUGUUCGAAUAUUUCUUGAAACAUUGCGGUGUGGUGCUAACUUAUUCGAAAUACAUGCCUUGCCUUGAUGUUGGCAAGCCCAAUCGACCAAUCUAUAUACCAAUUGAGAUCUGUUCACUGAUCUCACUUCAACGCUAUAAAAGAUUGUUGUCUCCAGCACAGCAAGUAGUGUUGUUAGAAAAAACCAAGCAAAAGCCCCAUGAACGAAUGAAAGCUCUGACAGAUGCUGUGAAGAAGAACCAGUAUGAAAAUGACCCAUUGCUGCUUGCUUGUGGCGUUUCUGUUGAGAAGCAGUUUAUGCAGAUUGCUGGCCGUGUCCUUGAACCACCCAAGCUAAAGGUUGGCAGAGGUCAAGAUUGCCUGCCUGACGAUGGACGGUGGACCUUUAAGAAUAAGCAAUUUAGGGAGGCUGUUGAUAUUAAGUGCUGGGCUAUUGUCAACUUCUCUUGCAGUUGUGAUACAAGCUACCUUUCUCGUGAACUCAUUAGUUGUGGACGGAGCAAGGGGAUGGAUAUCGAACGACCAUAUGCGUUGAUUGAAGAGAAUCAGCAGAUGAGGAAAGCCAGUCCUUUGGCAAGAGUUGAUGCAAUGUUUGAGAAGUUACAAGACAAGCUCCCAGAUCAACCAGAAUUCAUAUUGUGUGUGUUACCAGAACGUAGAAGUUCUGAUUUAUAUGGACCUUGGAAAAUGAAAAGUUUGAGCAACUUUGGUGUUGUAACCCAAUGCCUUUGCCCUGUGAAAAUAACUGAACGCUAUCUCACAAAUGUGCUUCUUAAAAUUAAUGCUAAGCUUGGAGGCAUAAAUUCUUUAUUGGCAAUAGAGGAGCCCUGUAAUAUUCCCCACGUGAAGGAUCUUCCAACCAUGAUCCUUGGGAUGGAUGUCUCUCAUGGUUCACCUGGUGUUUCUGAUCUUCCUUCAAUUGCUGCGGUUGUUGGCUCUGUAUCUUGGCCACUCAUAUCAAGAUACAGAGCAGUUGUAAGAACUCAAUCUCCAAAAGCUGAGAUAAUAAAUUCGCUGUUUAAACCACAAGAAAAUGGAGAGGAUACCGGUAUCAUGAGGGAGCUGCUAAAGGACUUUUAUGUUACAAGUGAGGGCAGAAAACCUAAGCAGAUCAUAGUUUUUAGGGAUGGAGUAAGUGAUUCACAAUUCAGUCAGGUCCUCGGCAUUGAGCUGGAGCAGAUAAAGCAGGCUUAUCUGAGUCUUGGAGAAGCAGAACUCCCAAAGUUCACAGUAAUUGUUGCACAGAAGAGACAUCAUACUCGACUGUUCGAAGUUGGGGCUACUGGCAAUGUUCCACCUGGGACAGUUGUGGACACUGAAGUUGUGCAUCCAAAGAAUUAUGAUUUCUACAUGUGCGCUCAUGGGGGGAUGAUGGUUACAUUGCGGCCUGUUCACUAUCAUGUCCUGCUUGAUGAGAUCGGCUUCUCACCAGACGAGCUUCAAAAUUUCAUUCAUGCUUUAUCCUAUGUGUACCAAAGGAGCACUCAUGCCACCUCAGUAGCGGCACCUAUCUCUUAUGCCCACCAUGCUGCCCGACAAGUAGGCCAGUUUGUCAAAUUUACCGAGCCUCUCGAGAAUGGUUCUGAGAACAAUGGCUUCACGUCCUCAGGAAGUAUUUCUGUCCCGGAGCUGCCUGCUUUGCAUGAUAACGUCAAGGAUACCAUGUUUUUCUGCUGAACUGGUUAGAGUCUUCCUUUAAGUUCAAGGCAGACGUGUAUAUCCAAUUAGUGUAUAUAUAUGCAUGUGCACAGGCGUUGCGUGACCUUAUUAAGGUUUUUUUCGACAAUGCUGGUGUUUGUUAUGUAAAGUUAGAGGUUAAUUUACGUUCACCUUGUACAAAUGGGCUAGAAAAAAUUUUGCAUGUAAUUUCUGAUAGUCUGCUGUGGCUUGUGGGUGGAAACUUUUGCCUUCCAGACUUGCGAAAGCUUGUAGGUGUGAUCAUCUAGUCGAAUGCAUAUGCGCGCUUGAGCUACUCAAAUUAGAAAUGAAUGACCAUUUUGCUCUUGGAAGUACAGGCUCUAAUGUUAUUUAAGUAGAUAGAGCAACACUGAUCAAUCAAAUCUCCCCCUCGCGCUUAAUUUUUGUUGUUAGUGCUAAGUUAUUGCUUAAUAUUUCCUUUUUUAUGUUCUUAUAUGCAGUUUUAAGGACAACAUGUAUCAUUUUCCUUGUAAUAAUAGAAAAAAACGUUGAUGAUUUUGAAGUA